AUGGGUUCUGACUAUAUCAUCAAAAAUGCCACCGUCGUUUCUGUCGACAAAGAUAUUGGCACCGUCUCAAACUGUGACGUUCUGAUAGAAAAAGGCGUCAUUGCAGCCGUCGGUCCAGAUCUACAGUAUUCCUCGAAACCCAUCGUUAUCGACGGCACGAAUGCUAUUGUCUCCCCGGGCUUUAUUGACACUCAUCGACAUACUUGGCAGACGCAACUGAGGACGAUCGGCUCCGACUAUGUGCUGUCGGAUUAUAUAUUGAACUUGAGACAGAUUUACGGAGCGUCUUACACGGUUCACGAUGCAUACCUCGGAAACUACUGCGGUGCACUGGACUCCAUUGACAACGGAAUCACAUACCUGAUCGAUCAUUCGCACAUUAUCAACUCCCCGGAGCAUGCUGAUGCCGCCAUCAAAGGGCUCCAAGAUGCGAAGAUUCGAGCAACAUUCUGCUAUGCAAUGUAUCCCAACCCACACUGGGAAGGCUCAUGUAUGGACAAAGAACGAGAAGAGAAAACGCCAGAUUGGAGACUCCAUGAUACCAAAAGGGUCGCAGAGAAGUUCUUCAAGUCCAGCCAGCCUGGUGAUCUGUUGCGGAUGGGCUUCGCUUUGUCUGAACCUGACUUGACUCCAUUUGACCGACUCGUCCAAGAAAUCGAUUAUGCAAGAUCUAUUGGCUGUAAGGUCAUUACUGGGCACUUCAACUUCGGCAAAUGGGAUCCGGGUAAUUGCAUAAUAAGGCAGUUCGGGCAAAGAGGCCUGCUCGGAUCGGAUCUCUUACUCAGCCAUGGUAAUACCUUGCGUGACGAUGAGCUUGAGUUUAUUGCGAAGCAUGGUUGUGGAAUAUCCAGUACGCCUGACACUGAGCUGCAGAUGGGCAUGAGUCACCCCGUAGCUUUUAAGGCUAAGGAUCGCGGCUGCAGCGCUUCUCUGGGUGUCGAUGUCUGCUGCAGUGCGCCAGCAGACAUGUUUGCGCAAAUGCGACUACUAUUACAGGCCCAAAGACAUCUUGAGCAUGAAGCGGCAGACAGUGCGCCUUUGAAGAUGUCACGCAGUUGCGAAGAAGUACUAGAGAUCGCUACAAUGGGCGGCGCUAAGGCUGUUGGACUCGAGAAAGUCAUUGGGAGUAUCACUCCAGGUAAAAGAGCAGAUCUACUUGUCACCAGAUGUGACGCUCCCAGACUGGUUCCGGCACACGACCCCAUUGGCACUCUUGUCUUGUAUGCCAAUGGCUCGGACAUCGAUACGGUCAUGAUCAACGGCGAGAUUGUCAAGUCUGGGGGGAAGCUGACCAAUGUGGAUUGGCCGAACCUCAGGGAGGAAUUACGCGCGUCGGUCGCCGCAAUCGUAAGUUAG
Messenger RNA from Cladophialophora psammophila CBS 110553, 1356 nucleotides. RefSeq lists its product as uncharacterized. The record is from RefSeq and is a predicted model, not a curated record. Lineage: Eukaryota; Fungi; Ascomycota; Eurotiomycetes; Chaetothyriales; Herpotrichiellaceae. The coding region runs from base 1 to 1356 and encodes 451 amino acids. The transcript has a single exon. Gene Ontology annotation, molecular function: hydrolase activity, acting on carbon-nitrogen (but not peptide) bonds.